UAAAAGUUCUGAUAUCCAUAUUGGUGACUGCAGUAAUCUCCUUUCUGCUAUUUAUUUACAUAUUUCAAAAACUUUUGUUUGAAGUAGCUUAAGCCACAUUCCCUGGAGGUAUCUUCUCUGGGAUUUCUGAAGAGCAGAGAUCACGGCUCUUCUCGCACUGGUGAACAAGUUUCAUAGUGUCUGCCCACUGAACAAUUAGUAAGAAUCCUGAACUAAGACAACAUUUUGUAUUAAUAUUAGUAUUAAGCAAAGAACCUUAUUUUGGCCCCAAUUUCCAUUACACAGAAUCCCAGCUUCUCUUGACAUCAAGGUGACAUAGGCCCCUCUUCUUGCAUUGGUCCCAUUUUUCCUGUCUCAGGUUCUAGGUCUUAAUUAAGAUGCACAGACUUGAUGGAACUGUCUUCCUUGUGAGAUCAUUCAUCACCUGGGUUUAUGAGAAUGAGGAGUAAAGGAAGAUGGUGGAGGCAACACAUAAUAUCUAACAAAGCCAAUAUUAGAGUAUAUUUAGAAACCUAGGGUAGAAGAAGUAUGAAAGACAGCUGGCCCCUACCCAGUAGAUUGUGUUCGGCAGAGCAUGUAUGAAUGCCAUGUUCUCAGAACCGCAUAGGAAGUGUUCUAGGGUAACAGAAAUGGGGGCAGGCGGCAGUCAUGCAUGAGGCUUGGUGCUCUCUGGAUCAUUUGGGAGGUCGUGGGAAUCCCAUUAUGGAGUUGCGCUGAGAUUCUUACCUGCUCUGAGAGGAGCCCUUUAAGGGCAGGCAGUAGUGAGGACAUUAGUAACAGUAUCAGGCAUAAAAUCGUCCACAAAGACCUUGCUCUUAGAUUCAGAAGGACUCUCUGAAAACACUAAAAGAAUAUAUGUACUCUCUUUCUCCCUAAGAUCAAAACUGGAAAUUCUGUAAUACUGCUGCAAGGCACAAUAUGGUAAGACUCACUGUCAUUUACUGAGCAGUUAUUUCCUGCCAGUCACAGUACUUAGUACUUUAUAUGUAUCAUCUUAUUUAAUGCUUAUAACUUCUCAGUGAGGUAGGUGAUGUUAGUAAUGUCAAAUAACAUACGAAGAAACUAGAAAAUGAUUUAGCUGUACUGUUCAGUUUUCAAAUAUUCCCAGCCACUAGCAAUUAAAUUCUUGGUGUUUUUUUUUGUUGUUUUGUUUUUGUUUUUUUUUUUUUAAGUUUUCUCAUGAGCAAGGAAGCAAAACUGAAUGUGGUAGGUAGAAUUUGCAGUAGCCUUCAAGAUUCCUGCCCUCUAGUAUAUACUUUCUGUUUAAUAACCAUCCUUUGAGUAUGCCUGGGACCUGUUAAUACGAUGGAAUAUCACCCCUGUGACUGCAUUACAUAACAUUAUGUAAUAGUUUGUCAUAGCAAACUGGAGAGAGUUUAUCUCAUUGGUUUUGAAGAAGACACCUGUGGUGUUUUAAGAAGGCCAAGUAGCUAGGACUUUCUUGGACCUUGGGUGACGUCAGUAAGUCGAGAGUUAUAUGUCCUGCCAACAAACAGCAAGAAAACUGUGAUCUGAGUCCUAAACUGCAAGAAACUGAAUUGUGCCAACAACCACAAGAAGCUUGGAGAAUGAUCCCCAGCCCCAGAUGAGAUUGCAGCCCUUGGUGAUAUGUUGAUUAAAACCUGAUGAGAGCUAAACAGAGGGCCCAGCUGACCUGGGCGAUACAAUACAUUUGCAUGUUUUAUGCCAGUUAAGUUUGUGGUAAUUUAUACACCUAUCGAAAUAUAAGACAAUGUGUUUCUCCUAAUUUCUUCCACAUGUGUCUCUGUGUGUGCAUAUGUGAGACAGAGAGAGAGACUAGGAAAUCACUUUAUUGGUUUAUAAAGGAAGAUUUGUAACAAGCAAAGUCCACGAUAACUCCAGAAUUAUCUACCUGGUUGAUGCAGUUUCCACGUAGAGAAUGGAUUCUCAUUUCUCAAUUAAGUGCUAAAUGCUGCGUGCUCUUUAUAUCCCCAGAAGGAGAGAAACCAAGGGUGAGAAGAAAUGUCCAGCGCCAGCCUCGUGACAGCAUUCAUUCUCACGGGCCUUCCCCAUGCCCCAGCACUGGACGCCCCACUCUUUGGAAUCUUCCUGGUGGUUUAUGUGCUCACUGUGUUGGGGAACCUCCUCAUCCUGCUGGCGAUCAGGGUGGAUUCUCACCUCCACACCCCCAUGUACUCCUUCCUCACCAACCUGUCCUUCAUUGACAUGUGGUUCUCCACUGUCACGGUGCCCAAAAUGCUGAUGAGCUUGGUGUCUCCAAGCGGGAGGACUAUCUCCUUCCACAGCUGUGUGGCUCAGCUCUAUUUCUUUCACUUCCUGGGGAGCACCAAGUGUUUCCUCUACACGGUCAUGUCCUAUGAUCGCUACCUGGCCAUCAGUUACCCGCUCAGGUACACCAGCAUGAUGAGCGGGUGCUCGUGUGCUCUCCUGGCCACCAGCACUUGGCUCAGUGGCUCUCUGCACUCUGCUGUCCAGACCAUAUUGACUUUCCAUUUGCCCUACUGUGGACCCAACCAGAUCCAGCACUAUUUGUGUGAUGCACCGCCCAUCCUGAAACUGGCCUGUGCAGACACCACAGCCAUUGAGAUUGUCAUUUUUGUGACUGUUGGAAUAGUGGCCUCGGGCUGCUUUCUUCUGAUAGUGGUGUCCUACGUGUCCAUUAUCUAUUCCAUCCUUCGGAUCCACACCUCAGAAGGGAGAUGCAGAGCCUUUCAGACCUGUGCCCCCCACUGCAUCGUGGUCCUUUGCUUCUUUGGUCCUGGUCUUUUCAUUUACCUGAGACCAGGCUCCAGGAAAGCUGUGGAUGGGGUUGUGGCUGUUUUCUACACUGUGCUGACGCCCCUUCUCAACCCUGUUGUGUACACCCUGAGGAACAAGGAGGUGAAGAAAGCUCUGUUGAAGCUGAAAUACAAAGUAGCACAUUCUCAGAGCAAAUAAACACUAGGGAAUAAAUACCCUCAUUUUUUCAAAAUUAACACUAAAAUUCAUUGUUAACAUGAAUUUUAUUGCAUGAAUACCCCAUUCUGAGUGUUAAACAUUAUUCAAAACUACUGGCUCAGGAAUAUUUGCUUCACAGAGAUUUCUAAGGAAUUGCAAAGUCACAAUUAGAUUUCUUUUAGUUAUGAUGAAUGUGCAUAUAUUCUGAAUAUGGACUUGUUUCCUGCAAUAGGCUAAUUUCCCCCUUUUACAAAAAUAAAUAUUCCAAUUUAAUCUCGGAUACCAGGUUGAGUUAUUCA
Molecule: messenger RNA, 3218 nt
Organism: Macaca mulatta (Rhesus monkey)
Lineage: Eukaryota; Metazoa; Chordata; Mammalia; Primates; Cercopithecidae
Product: olfactory receptor 10G8
Biological process (GO): G protein-coupled receptor signaling pathway
Cellular component (GO): membrane
Molecular function (GO): olfactory receptor activity; G protein-coupled receptor activity
Source: RefSeq, a predicted model, not a curated record